AACCACUGAAUCUAAUAAAAGCGCAAAAUAGAUUGGAGUUGAUAUUAGUUCGAGAGUGACAAUCAUGUAGAAAAAGGAGAGCCUCUUUGAAGUCAAGAGUUGCACAUUGGAAAUAGAUUUCUUUGCUGGAUUGYCUUCUGGAAAUUCAUUACCAUCUUAAUCAGUUUGAUAAAAAGGAAAUUAACUCUGAUAACAUCAAAAAGAGUUGAAAAAGUAGCGAAGAAGGAAAGAAGGCCUAAUUAAGCAAUAAAAGUACAGUAAAGCAUCAACAACGAAUAUAGCAAGAAAUGGAGAAAGACAAGUUAAGAGUACAGGUAUAAUAACAUGAUACUUAUAAAGAGGCUUCAAUGUUGCAGAAAAAAGAGCCUAUUUACUAUGAAUGCACUUAGRAGACUUGGAGUUAUCUGAUCUUGGAACUGGCUAUUACGAAAGCGGAAGCAUUCUACUGACUUUCAAUACCAAAGGAAAUAACAGAAGAUUACCAAAGAGAUAUAUUUAAUCAGUUGCGAGAGUAAAAAAGGAUUGAAAUARAGAGGCAAAUUGGUCAAGAGAACUUCAGSUGAGGGACUGAUUCRAAGAGAACUUUAGUUAGUUUUCAAAAUGUGCGGAAUCUAAAGUAAAAACAGUUUGGUUUUAUUCUCUUAUCAAGAUGUUAGAACUAGUUUCUGGCAUCCAAAAUGGUACCAACAACACAACGUUUUCUGAACCCGGUGGAGCUUCGACAACUUCAUUACCAGUUUGGUACAUCAUUCUCGGUUUUCUUGUCUCGUUUCUUUGYAUUCUUGGCAAUGGAUGUGUUAUCUAUCUCGUAAAGACGCGGUCAUCUCUUCAAUCUGGGAUUAGUAACACAUUCAUUGUGUCUUUAGCCUUUGCAGAUUUACUUGUCGGGAURAUUGUCUUCCCUUCAAAGCUCGCAUGCACGCUUGUUCCYUCGGAUGUAUUACUCCAAAGGGUCUUUUCUGAGUUGUUUUUGUACUGGUCGAUUUAUAACCUCUGUGGGAUGACAAUUGAACGAUUUGUGUUUAUAGUUUUACCUAUGAAACAUCACAUAUAUAUGUCUAGACAAAAGUGUACUACAUUAAUCGCCACGUGUUGGKUAAUACCACUGGUGAACUUUYUACURCAUUUUACUUGGYUGUAUUCAAAGUCRGARGAGACGAAGAAAUUUUGGCUGAAGAAUUUCACCGCCAUUGAGACAAUAUCAAUGGUUGGGGUGCCUGCGCUUGCCCUAGUUGUGCUGUAYUCGAAAAUAUUCACUGUGGCGCAAAGGCAUAGGAAGMUAACAGCGAACCAAAUCGGUAUGGUUUCUUAUAAUACAAAUCYAUCUGGYUCYGAACCAACUGAGAAUGUCCUUGCAGGUUAUCAAGACGUUUCGCUAAGUCAAAAUUCAUGCAAAUCAAAUGCAUCUGACACUCAAUUUGAUAUGCUUUCUUACGAUAACCCAUCAUUUCCUAGUUCUGUUGAGAAUAAGGCAAUAGUUCAAAAUGCUUCAAGUUCAACAUCAUAUAACGACUAUACCCCCGAGCGCAAUAAUCAAUUUGGGAURGUCUCGCACAAUAACCAAUCAAGGACUGGACUAGCUUCUACUGCAGCUUCUUUGGUUAAGGAUCAAAAUGACCUUAAAGAACAAGACGUUUCAAGCCUAAAUUCACACAAACAGUUCUCAUUUGGAACGGAUAAACCACCAAAUAAAAGCCCUAAGAACCCUUAUCAGACUAUAAAUAACCGAAAUGACCAAGAAGUAAACGUUCUGGGCGCAGAUGAUUCGUAUCAAARCAAUAUAACAUCAGUUUCUUUUAAUAAAUCAUUAGCUUCUGGGUCUGUAAUGUCUGAAGUGCAUGCGCUCAAACGUUGCCAUAAUCAAGAAUUGGACCCUGCUGCUUCUGGAUAUGAGAAUAUUGUUGAUGAUAAUGCCCAUGUAGGGGACUUUGACACGGAUAAUUAUCUAAAAUCUACAGAUAUAUUAAAUCAUGUAAAGGACAAAGAAGCGAGUGAUAAUGGCGCUAUAACACCUGGCGAUUCCGCAAACACAGUAAAAUGUCRCAUUAAUGUGAAACUGUCAGAAAACGAAGAMGAAUUGGCAAAGCACGACGAAGAAAAACAGACAGACUGUCAUGUUUUACCUGAUGRAUUCCAUGACAACCGGAAUACCUUUGAAAGAAACCAAAAACCAAACASAAUGAUAACGAAAUUGACAGAAAAAUGUGAAGUAAAUAGCUUUAAACAUGAAUUUAUUGAUCAAGAUUGCCAAAUAGGGAAUGCAAUAGUAGAAAAUAAUGCAAAGGAAUCUGAAAACACAGUAGAUGCUUUCCUAAAAAGCCAGUCAAUGCGGGUUCAUAACUUAAAUGCAGCAUUUAUGAACAGUUUUAGAGUAAAUAAUAAUCAGAAUGGGGUCGAAAGUGUCGCCAUGAMUGGACAAAUACCGUUCCCUGUGCWUAACUGCCAUAAAGUUCUACCCRAAAGGACAGCUGAGCAAAGGAUUCCAAUCCAAUCUAAUCAUGCUUCAGUGCAAAAGCAAUUAGACGAAGAAAAUARUUCAAACAUWGRUGCUAAAAAGACACGUAAAAAYCCAAUCAUUGAUGCUGAAAAUGCUAUGAGCUCAGAUGAACGAUAUUUWGCAUUCUACAGCGCGCUCCACACGGAUCCCAUCAAAGCUAAAAAACAGUCUAUGAAGAAAAGACUUGGGAAAAUAAUACAAAAGAAGAGACGGUCUGGUGCGUCUGUGAUUGGUUUAGUCAUCGCAGCUUUUCUUAUUUGUUGGGGCGUUUCCUUAUAUCGUUCAAUCUGCUUYUAUUUCGAGCUUUGUGGAGUAUCUGAAGCCUUGACUCAAGCUCAGUGGUUACUAUUAUUGCUUAACAGUGCCGUCAACCCUAUUGUUUAUGCAAUGUUGAAAACAGAUCUUAGGAAAGAGUUUACAAAUAUUAUACGAUGCAGGUGAAAUUUGAAACUUUUUUCGCAAUUUCAUUUGACAUUGCGAUUUAUAGUGAGUCAGUACGUUAGUGCACCAAGCGGUCCUA
Molecule: messenger RNA, 3017 nt
Organism: Exaiptasia diaphana
Lineage: Eukaryota; Metazoa; Cnidaria; Anthozoa; Actiniaria; Aiptasiidae
Exons: 1
Coding region: 650-2938 (762 amino acids)
Biological process (GO): G protein-coupled receptor signaling pathway
Cellular component (GO): membrane
Molecular function (GO): G protein-coupled receptor activity
Source: RefSeq, a predicted model, not a curated record